AUGGGCGAACGGUUCAGGUCGAUUUUACGGGAACAUGCUCUCCAGCCACUUCUGAGAGGCUGGAGUCAUAGCAUCAUAUUCCUACGGGAUGCACAUUGGUUCGCCGACAAUGGGCUUGAGCGGUUCCCUUUACAUUGGAGGAUACGAGAUCAAUCACGAGUGGUCGGAACAGUCACCUAUCAACCCCUGGGUCAGAACUGGCUCCCCAUUGAUUUGCUUGAUAUUGGAAUCGGCGUUGCAGUCGGCGAAUCUCCCUUCAACUUCACAUCGAAGGCAAACCUACUCGUCCAAGACAACGACAUUAUCAAUAGACCACUUUCUGUAACCGUCGAACCCCGAGAUCCACAUCUACACCUACCACGGUCAUCAUGCGAUGCAAUCGCGGAACUCAUACCGAUGGUCUUCUCACCGGACUUGGGGCUCCAUCUAUGGGACACCAACUCACCAUUAUACAGUCGAAUCACAACAUCUCCCGCAGUGUUAUCUUUCACCUUCCGUCUCUCUCGGAGUGUCACCUCGAAUGGUCUCAAAUAUUUCCCAUGUGCGCCACUUCCCGUGGGUGCUACUACACCAAAUGGUGCCCCGGCAGCCAUUCUCGAUCGGGCAUUUCUCCAAGCAGCAUUCAUAGGUGUCAAUUGGAGUGAUCAGUCUGGUGCGACUUGGUUUAUGGCCCAAGCUCCUGGUCCGAAUACACCAGAAACGGUAAGUGUAGAGGCAAUCUCCUCGGAGAAGACAAACAUUGUCCCAAGUCAGAAUGAAUGGAUUCAAACUUGGGAUGGGGGCUGGGGCGUGUUGAAAAAAGAUGGCACAACAGCCUCGAUCUCUGUUCCUACUGCGACUGGAAGUGGUGUUUCCAAUGCUGAGACACCCAAUGCAGGGUCACUAUCAAUUGCUGCAAAAUUUGGAGUCGGUAUCGGAAAGAAGCGAGCGAAGAGAAAUCAGCAGAUUGGUCGGCCAAUCCAGGCUGAUCAUGAUUAUAAAGAGUCAUGCAAUAAUGAGACCAAAUAUGGCGGCUUUAUGCCAGGGGAGCUGGAAGUAAAAUAUCAUGGAGAACAAGAUCGGAGAUUCAAUUCGCAUGAGUUGGACAGCCAUAGAGCUACAGGAAGAAUCGCCGAGUUGGGUUGA
Molecule: messenger RNA, 1125 nt
Organism: Venustampulla echinocandica
Lineage: Eukaryota; Fungi; Ascomycota; Leotiomycetes; Helotiales; Pleuroascaceae
Exons: 3
Coding region: 1-1125 (374 amino acids)
Source: RefSeq, a predicted model, not a curated record